GGGAGGGAGCGUGCAGGAUGGUGGCGGCGGAGGCGGCGGCGGCGGCAGCGCCAAGCGGCGGCAGCGGUUAGAAAAUGGCGGACUUCGAGGAGCUGAGGACACAAACAUGGUGACCCUUUUAAGAAAACGUUGCCUACUAAGACAAGCAAGAAACAUAGCUAAGAAACAACAACAGAAAUCUACCUCACCAGCUUCUAACCUACAAAAUAUGGUAUCAAGUUUUCGGGUCUCUGAAUUACAAGUGCUGUUGGGCUUUGCUGGACGUAAUAAAAGUGGUCGGAAACAUGACCUCCUGAUGAGGGCAUUGCACUUGCUGAAGAGUGGCUGUAGCCCAGCAGUUCAGAUAAAGAUUCGAGAACUGUACAGGCGCAGAUAUCCCAGGACAAUAGAAGGUCUUUCUGACUUGUCUGCUAUAAAGACUUCAGUCUUCAGUUUGGACAGUAGCUCAACUCCUGUGGAACCUGAUUUAGCUAUUGCUGGACUUCAUCCAAUACCAUCUACGUCAGUCACGCCUCAGUCCCCUUCUUCACCUCUUAGUUCAGUCUUACUUCAAGAUACAAAGCCACACUUUGAGAUGCAGCAACCAUCACCUCCAGUCCCACCAGUGCAUCCUGAUGUUCAGUUGAAAACCUUGCCAUUUUAUGAUGUACUUGAUGUUCUCAUCAAACCCACAAGCCUAGUACAGAGCAGUAUUCAGAGAUUUCAAGAGAAGUUCUUUAUCUUUGCUUUAACACCACAGCAAGUCAGAGAAAUCUGCAUUUCCAGGGACUUCUUGCCAGGAGGCCGAAGAGAUUAUACUGUCCAGGUUCAGCUAAGAUUAUGUCUGGCAGAAACAAGCUGUCCUCAGGAAGAUAACUACCCAAGUAGUUUGUGCAUAAAAGUAAAUGGGAAGCUCUUUCCUUUGCCGGGAUAUGCUCCACCACCCAAAAAUGGUAUUGAGCAAAAGAGACCUGGACGUCCCUUGAAUAUUACAUCUUUAGUCAGGCUAUCCUCUGCAGUGCCAAACCAGAUUUCUAUUUCCUGGGCAUCUGAAAUUGGAAAGAAUUACUCCAUGUCUGUGUAUCUUGUACGCCAACUUACUUCAGCAAUGUUGUUGCAAAGGCUAAAAUUGAAAGGUAUUCGCAAUCCUGACCAUUCCCGGGCACUAAUUAAAGAAAAACUCACAGCUGACCCAGACAGUGAAAUUGCUACGACCAGUCUGCGAGUAUCAUUAAUGUGUCCUCUGGGAAAAAUGAGGCUGACAAUUCCUUGCCGUGCUGGUACUUGUACCCAUCUGCAGUGCUUUGAUGCAGCUCUCUACUUACAAAUGAAUGAGAAGAAGCCCACUUGGAUAUGUCCUGUGUGUGACAAGAAAGCUACAUAUGAGAGUCUCAUAUUGGAUGGGCUGUUUAUGGAAAUUCUAAACGAAUGUUCAGAUGUAGAUGAGAUAAAGUUCCAGGAAGAUGGUUCCUGGUGUCCAAUGAGGCCAAAGAAGGAGCCUUUGAAGGUGGUUGGCCCACAGUGCAGCAAAAUAGAAAGUUCCAGUGUAGUCAGCAAGCCAUGCUCCACGCCCAUCAGUGAGGUCAGCAAAAAGAAAGUUGAUGUCAUUGACCUAACUGUUGAGAGCUCAUCUGAUGACGAAGAAGAUGCACCUUCUAAGAGGAAAUGUAUAUAUAUGUCUGACACACAAGCAAGUCCAACCAAAGGGGUGCUCAUGUAUCAACCUUCUACUGUACGAGUUCCUGCGGUGAGCACAGUGGAUCCUACUGCUAUUCCACCAUCAUUAACAGAUUACCCUGUACCAUUCCAUCACCCACCAAUAUCAAGUAUUUCAUCAGACUUGCCUGGCUUGGAUUUUCUUUCGUUAAUCCCAGUUGAUCCACAGCAGUACUGUGCUCCUAUGUUUUUGGAUAGUCUCACCUCGACGUUGCCAACAAGCACCACCCCCGGCAACAUCAUCACCUCUACCAGCCACCACGAGAGCAGCACUCGCGUUAGUUCCUCAGGCCGCAGUGAGACAGCAGUCAUCACCAGCAGCGGAAGCAGCAUUCCCGACAUCAUCUCCCUGGACUGAAAACUAGCACAAUCAGCUAGUCUGGAAUGGCACAGAGCUGCUCUUUUUGCAUGUGUUAAUCCAUGGACCAUCCAUUGCUUAGACUUACAUUUUUGAGUAUUUAUUGAAGGAAAAAAGAAAGAGCUUUGAAUUCUGUUACCCUCUAAUGUGGAUCAACGACCCCCACUGGAAGAAGAAAACUGACUGGAAGGAUGGUGUAUAUAUUUUAUGACAUCUUGAGGGUUUUUCUUCUCUUUACUUGGGAAAAAUAUGAUUUAUUUUUAAUCAAGUUUGCCCUCCAAGAUUGCAGUGAAGAAAACUGACACAGCUUUUGCUGUGUGGAUUCCAGGAUGGAUUCCCCGUAUGAAUCUUAAUUUUGUUACAUUUAGCAAUAAUAUAAAAACAUUUUAAUAAAUAUAUAAAAGCACUUAAUCUGGAAUGACAGAAGCCUUUGUUUAUCCCAGAUGUAAGGACAGGAGAAAGGAAUCACGUAUAUUUGAAUUUUUGACCUUUUGCUGAGGCCUGGAAUAAACGUUUGGUGGAGAGGUUGGAGCUUUGUGAAAUAACAGUUGCGUAACUAUGUGCUUGCCUUUUCCCCCAUCACAUCACCAUCUUUUUCGCAGAUGUGGACUUUUUUGGAUUUUGAAGAUCAUGCUGCUUUGACUGUUCAAUUUCAAAUGCAAAAAAAAAAAAAAAAGUGCAAGGAUUUGGGGGUUGUGGGGAAGAAGAAUGCUAUGCAAACUCAUCCAUGUGGCUAUGUUUAUAAAAAUGUGAAAAGCUAGCAACUAGCUUUUCAGGACAAGCUUUCUCCUUGGAAAAAAGGAAAGUCCUGCAAAAUGCCCAGAAAAUCAGAUUUGAGUUUCAACUUAUGCUUCUGAUGAGUUACCUUGUAUUUGUACUAGAUUUUGUGUCUCCAAAAGAAUUGCAGACAUUAUGAGGGUGGAAACUGUUCUCAAAACUGCACAACGAAUAUCACUUGAAUACGCUGCUGCUAGGAAGAUUUUUUUUCUCUCCCCCUAGGUUAUGUGUGAGAAAUGUAUAAUUAACUAUAUAGAUGAAGCAGAAUCUCACACUAAGUUUGUUAAUCUUUAGUGGGGGGGGGGGGCACAACUGAAGAGGCAAAUGAAUGCCUUGAUCACUAUGGGUGCAAACUGUUUUCAUAGCCAGACCUGAGAACUAUCAAGUACAAAGAUGUAUGCCUGGUGCACUGUUAAAACCUUCACUGUGGAAGGUUACAUACAAAGCAGAAGAGCACUAUCUGGGAUUGCAUGUUCUCUGGGAGGAACUCACAAUAUACACUAUUUAAUGCUGCAUAUACAUACAGCCAUACUGGCAGUUAGGAUGGAACUCAUGUGGACCAUCCCUCCAUUAGAGCCCGUGCUCCUUCAAAUCAUAGAAUUAUAGUUAGAAGAGACAACAAAGACUGCUGUACUUUUCAGUGGUUACACAAAAUAUUUUACUAGUGUAGCAAGGAUUGCAAAAGCAGGGUACCCUAUAGUUCCUUCCUAUAUCUUGGUAAAAGAUAAGCAUGAGCCAUAAUGUGGAAAGGCUAUCCUUGCUGUUUCGGGAUCGUCUCUCCUUAAUCCUCCCCAUUUGAAAAUUUUGGCAACUCAUUUUUACUGUUUGCAUUUAUGUCCCUAUGUAACCGAAACUUCAGUACAGUAUUGAUCUUUAGCUAUUAUAGGCAAGCCUUGUUUUAUGAACCAUGCAUAAGAGAUGCCUAAAUGACUGCCAGUAUGGUUUUCCUUUUUCUCAUAUGACCACCAUCCUAAACCAGUAGGUUAGCUCCUGUGAUGGGUUUUGCAUUGCUUCUCGUUUCCAUGUGUGCAGAUUUUGUACCAAUUAAAAUAACCUGGUAUCUUUGAGCUUUCUUAAAGCCAUAUGUUUUGCUAGUUGGUUUCAGUUCUUAUGUUCUCUCCCCCCCUAUUCUGUGACUCACCGUGUAACCAGAGAAUUUGUGUUGCAGUUCUGCAGACACCAGGAAGUGACAGAUUUACUAUAUCAGGGGAUCUCAUCUCUUAUUCUUUUCCCCCAUAUCUGAAAUGUACCUUUUGGAAACAAUCGAUUCUAACCAUAUUCUUAUACUAGUUGACAGAAAUUAAUGCUUGCAAAAUAUAGGAUUCAAUUUGCAAGAAUAUUUUCCAGCUGUAGUGCUUAUCAUGUGUUAAACAAGUGGCAGUAAAUAUUGGAUAAAUGAACAAUUUUAGAGACCAUUAGAUUUCCAUAAAUGGAACCUGAUUUCAUAUGUUGGAUGGCACCUAUAAUCAAGUGAAGCAGCCUGAUUAUAGAGUAGACAGAAUCCCACCAGAUAAGCUGUUCAACAACACAUUUAUUUCUCACUAGGUGAACAUGACAUAAUUGCUAGAUGCUGGUUUGUGUUUUGUUCAGCUUUGUAUGUUCUGUUUUCCCACUUCUCUCCUGGCUUUGUGAAGCAAUCCAAUUCCAUGAUGAAGUUGGGGUGCUGUAAUAAUUCCCUCACCUCAAUGAGGCUGCUGUUACAAUUUGUCUAGGAAGUUGUCCAGAGGUGGAAUACCUUCCUUCAAGCCUUUACGUUUGCGUGUUUCAGCCACAACUUGGAAAGGACGUGAAUUGGCAUCAUAAGGGUCUCCAGGCAAAAUCUGCCAGUGAUCAAAAACGCACUGUGGGAAAGCCUGACCGCCUGUAUUGGAUCUCAAAUCAGCAGUAAAACC
Molecule: messenger RNA, 4722 nt
Organism: Sceloporus undulatus (fence lizard)
Lineage: Eukaryota; Metazoa; Chordata; Lepidosauria; Squamata; Phrynosomatidae
Gene: PIAS2
Product: protein inhibitor of activated STAT 2
Exons: 15
Coding region: 107-2053 (648 amino acids)
Biological process (GO): protein sumoylation; regulation of transcription by RNA polymerase II
Molecular function (GO): zinc ion binding; transcription coregulator activity; SUMO ligase activity
Source: RefSeq, a predicted model, not a curated record